Messenger RNA from Anopheles nili, 1794 nucleotides. RefSeq names its product protein lethal(2)essential for life-like. Bases 334 to 891 code for a protein of 185 amino acids. The record is from RefSeq and is a predicted model, not a curated record. The transcript has 4 exons. Gene Ontology annotation, molecular function: protein folding chaperone. Lineage: Eukaryota; Metazoa; Arthropoda; Insecta; Diptera; Culicidae. Gene Ontology annotation, biological process: protein refolding; response to heat.
GCAGCAGCAGCAGCAGCAAGCCUCUCUUCGCAGGAACUUCGUCGCGACUCAGCGAGCAAAGCGCGUCGAAAGUCAAAGACCCGGCCACAGGAUUCGACCAGAGGGAUUCACUUCCGUUCGCGACGUCGUACCGGUUGGACUCGCUUUCGUUUGUGGUUGCCAACAAAAACAAAACCGGGCUGUCCCAUCACUUGCCGAAGGUCGUGGUUUUUUUGUUGUUGUUGGUGAAAGUGCCCAGGGAAACUGACGUGUUUAGUCAGCUCGUAUCGGCAGGCGUCAUCCGCUCAGCAGUUUUCUAGUGUUCCAGUCAGGUACAGCCUCGACCUUACCGCGAUGUCUCUGGUUCCGGUUCAGUACCGCACGUGGUGGGACGAUUGGGACCUACCGCUGUACACGCGCGUCCUCGAGAAGUCGGUCACGCAGGAGAUGCUCUCAUCGGACGACUUCUGGCGUACGGCCCCGCUAGCCCCCCUGCGCUGGUCCAGCCUCUACCGGCCCUGGCGCUACUUCAGCCUGCGAGAUGUUGGCGCGAAGGUGGACACCGAUCGGGAUCGCUUCCAGAUCGAGAUCGACGUGCAUCAGUUCCUGCCGCACGAGGUCACGGUUCGCCGCACGGACAAGUACGUCACGAUCGAGGGCAAGCACGAGGAGAAGCGCGACGAGCAGGGUUACGUGGCGCGCCAGUUCUCCCGCCGCUAUCUGGUACCGAUUGGCUAUGACGCGAACUUGAUCGUUUCGGCCCUUUCGUCCGAUGGUAUCCUGACCGUCACGGCUCCAAGGAUCGGUCUGCCGGCGCCGAAAGUUGAAAAGUAUGUCCCCAUCUGGCACACCGGUAAACCGGCCAUCGAGGAUAAGAAGGGCUCGCGGCGCUGCUUGACGUACUACAAGUAACCAAGACCCAGGCAAAUUGGCGCCUCUUCCGGAGGACACGCGAAAACGAAAUACGCUCCGAAAAAAGAAGAAAAAAAAGCACCUCACCCUCUCGAUGCACGGAUGUCUUCGAGCACCCUCGUUUAGCCGCACGUUAGUUGCAAUGUUGUUAAGUUCUCGAAUCUCGAAUCUGCCGUCGCCGCCAGCUGCAGCAGCACGUGUGCACUCGCGAACGAAUUACGUGCACAAAAUCAUUGUUUCGCCCAACUAGCCUAAAACGCACAUGCAAAAGCGACAACAACAAGAAAACCCCGUCUCAUUCAAAUCGAUCCCCGAAAACGUCGAGAUACCCGAGCGAAAGUCUCGUGUACCCCAUCCGUUUAGUAGAAAUACCAACUAAAGAUGUGAUUCAUUAGCGAAAACGGUUUCUAUCGUCGUUGUUUUGUCGGGCUGGCCGGGUUGGGUUACCGAAACCACCCUUCACCAGCACCCGACCAGCCCUUUAGUCUAACUGUCCCCACAAGCGAGAAGCCCCUUUCGCCCUAACACACCACAUUCCCUUAACCCCCCCUCGACGUGUAGCAUCCAUUUUGGUUCGAUUGUGUGUAUGUUUGUCUAAGGCACGCCCGAUCGAUUGUGCGGCGAUUUUCCCGAUUGGCAUCGCGCUCCCGUACUACUAGUCUAGUUUUUUUUUCUAGCAGAGUUCUUGCGAAUAACAUCAUCCCCCCCGAAGGAAAAAAAUGAACUAAUUCCAAUAAAAAAAAACAUACGUAUUGAGUCUAAUUCCGAAACGCACCUCAACAUUUGUCUGAUUAUUGAGUCUCCGAUUGUUCCGAAAUUGAAGGGCCGUUUUGUACUGCUGCCAGUGGAAAUUUCGCGGAGUCCCGGGUUUAUAUUUAUAGGGUGUACGGGGCGGGCGUUGAG